Suillus discolor is the source of this 1600-nucleotide messenger RNA. Its product is annotated as FAD dependent oxidoreductase. Gene Ontology annotation, cellular component: cytoplasm; late endosome. Gene Ontology annotation, molecular function: oxidoreductase activity. The transcript has 3 exons. Gene Ontology annotation, biological process: retrograde transport, endosome to Golgi. NCBI's taxonomy places the organism in Eukaryota, Fungi, Basidiomycota, Agaricomycetes, Boletales, Suillaceae. The record is from RefSeq and is a predicted model, not a curated record. The coding region runs from base 162 to 1391 and encodes 409 amino acids.
CCGACAAACCCGACCAUUCGUGUUAACUAAUAGUAAGCACUAUUAGAAAUUAUGUCUUUACUGGCAGGUUGGAACCGCAUCAAUGUUCACUCCAAGUCCACACCAUAGAUCUAGGCCGACCUGAACUUACCUCAUUUCUCAUCACUAUCAGAAGGACACCAAUGGAUAAGGUAGAACAACGUAACAUUGUUAUUAUCGGCGGUGGAAUCAUUGGAUGCAGCGUUGCUUACUACCUGUCCAGGCACCCAUCAUAUUCCACCUCGACAACAGAUAUCAUAGUUCUCGAAGCCUCGGCAAACGGGGUAGCGCAAGGAGCUUCUGGAAAGGCUGGUGGAUUGGUUGCUAAAUGGGCAUAUCCACGUGAAAUCGUAGAUAUCUCAUUUCCAGAGCACGUCAAGCUCGCUGAAGAGCAUAACGGUGCAGAAAGGUGGGGCUGGAGAUUCGUUGGUUGCGGUAGUUGGGAGGGGGAGGGGGAGGCGUUUGGCGAGAGUGGAUCUAGUGUUGGCAAGGGAGGUAAACGCAAAAGUUUGGAGAAGACACUCGGUUUCGACGCUAGUGCUGUGGCACCGGAAAGCAGAGCGGCCAAAGGGCUGCCUGAUGACUUAAAUUGGGUCAAGGAGGAAUUAACCACGUCAUACAGCCCAAUGUCUGGUCCAGACGGGACAGCACAGGUUCACCCAUAUUUAUUCACCACAAGUAUGCUCGACCUCGCGAAGGAGCAAGGAGUUCAAUUGGUAGAGGGGACUGCUGUCUCUGUUGAGCAGGUUAACCGUCGUGUCACGGGCGUCACUUAUCGUGAUCGGUCUGACUCCAAUUGCAUUAAAACACUCCCUGCAACGCAUGUAGUGUUAUCGGCUGGAGCAUGGUCGCCAUCCAUCAUACCUUCCCUUCCAAUUGCAGCCACCCGCGCUCACAGCGUUACCAUCCACCCCAAGGCCGGUGUUACGAUAUCACCCUACGUAUUAUUUACAGAAAUCUUACUUCCGCAUUCUCUCAGCGCCUCUCCCGAGAUAUAUGCGCGCCCGGAUAACGAAGUGUAUGUCUGUGGUCCAGGAGAUGAUUCGACAUUGCCUGGCAACGUAGAUGACGUUGAAAUCGAUCUAGCGGCUUGUCAAAGCAUAAUAAACCAAGUUGGCAGCAUCUCCCAGGAGCUGAGAGAGGGAGCAGUCGAUAAGCGUCAAGCAUGCUUUUUGCCAGUGGUACGUACUGGUGGGGGCCCUAUCAUCGGGGAAGCAGAGAAGAUUGCGAAAGGUCUAUAUAUUGCAACCGGUCAUACCUGCUGGGGAAUUUGCAAUGCGCCUGGAACAGCCAAAGUAAUCGCAGGACUUAUCAUGGAAAGAAAGGCUCGCUCGCGCAAUUUAACGAAAUUGGCACCAUCGAGGUUCUUGUAGGAAAAUUCCAGGAUGCGCUCCAGGCAGCCAAGGUGGUAUCUAUUAUUCGGAACCGUGGGGAGUAGCUUCUGGGGUGCACUUGCGCAAUUUGACCAAAUAGGUACCCUUGAUUUUACGACGCGCUACAAGCAACAAAAGCGAUGUCAACCAAGUCAACUUUUGUAGGUGAAAAAGUGUUGAGAAUAGUUAUCCGAAAUUGAGCUACCUCA